CGUGAGCGGGAAAACAAUAACAAAAUCAAGAGACACACGAUUAUAAAACGCACAAAAUAACUGAGUGACAAAAAAAAAAAAUUAAAUGCGUGUCUCAUGGCUUGACUGUACUGUGUAUUAAAAAAUGUGAUUGUGUCUGCUGUCUGUCCGUCUGAUUUCGUGCUCGUGUGUGUGCUGUUGGCGUUUUUAAAUGUGGCGCGCUAUUUUUGUGUGAUUUUUGUGGGCAGCAACGAAUUUUGAAACAUCAAUUUUAUACUAGUAGUCAGUCCCCUUGUGAAAAAGUCUCCUCCAACAACAAAAUUCCUUUUCGAGAAAGCAGCGCGCCAAGCAGCAAGAAGAAGAGCGAAGGGAGUUGAAAAAGCAGUGGCGUUGUGGAGGAGGAGUAGAAAGGGGAUUUUCGCGAAAAAUCCCAACUUGAAGAGAAUUUUCCCCGUAACCGUUUAACAUUAAAUCGUCGUGUUGGAGACAAAUAGCAGCGAAUACGCUAGCAACGCUGGGGAGGAACAACAAUUGUUGGAUUUGGACGCGACCGCUUUGAUGUCGCUGCCAAUGAAUUCGCUGUAUUCGCUCACCUGGGGCGAUUACGGCACCAGCCUCGUAUCGGCAAUCCAAUUGUUGCGCUGCCAUGGCGACCUCGUCGAUUGCACGUUGGCCGCCGGCGGGCGGAGUUUUCCCGCCCACAAGAUAGUCCUCUGCGCCGCCUCCCCCUUUCUGCUGGACUUGCUAAAGAACACACCAUGCAAGCAUCCAGUGGUGAUGUUGGCUGGCGUCAAUGCGAACGAUCUGGAGGCGCUGCUGGAGUUUGUGUACCGCGGAGAGGUGAGCGUGGAUCACGCCCAGCUGCCGUCGCUACUGCAGGCUGCCCAGUGCCUAAACAUCCAGGGACUGGCCCCGCAGACGGUGACCAAGGACGAUUACACCACGCACUCGAUACAACUGCAGCACAUGAUUCCGCAACAUCACGACCAGGACCAACUGAUUGCGACGAUCGCCACGGCCCCACAGCAAACGGUUCAUGCCCAGGUGGUGGAGGACAUCCAUCACCAGGGCCAGAUUCUCCAGGCAACGACCCAGACCAACGCAGCAGGACAACAGCAGACAAUUGUGACCACCGACGCGGCUAAACACGACCAGGCAGUGAUUCAGUCUUUUCUCCCGGCACGCAAACGCAAACCACGCGCAAAGAAAAUGUCACCUACGGCACCGAAAAUAAGCAAAGUUGAAGGAAUGGAAACGAUCAUGGGCACACCGACCUCUUCACACGGCUCUGGAUCCGUGCAACAAGUGCUUGGCGAAAAUGGAGCCGAGGGCCAACUGCUAACAUCCACACCGAUCAUCAAGAGCGAAGGACAAAAGGUAGAGACGAUUGUGACCAUGGACCCCAACAACAUGAUACCGGUAACGUCGGCCAAUGCGGCAACUGGCGAAAUAACAACGGCACAAGGAGCAACUGGCUCAUCUGGCGGCAAUACAACCGGCGGCUUAAGCACUCCAAAGGCUAAACGAGCUAAACAUCCGCCCGGAUCAGAUAAACCACGUUCGCGAUCACAAUCUGAACAACCCGCUACUUGCCCCAUUUGCUAUGCUGUCAUUCGUCAAUCCAGGAACCUGCGGCGCCAUCUCGAGCUGCGGCACUUUGCCAAACCCGGCGUGAAGAAGGAGAAGAAAAUAAUCAGUGGCAAGAAGUCUAGCAGCGGAUCCAGCGGUUCGGGCAGUGGAGCACUGAGCUCCAGUGGCAGUGUGCCACAGGUCCAGACGGUUCAGUCCCUGCACACCUUGCAGGGUGUGCAGGUCAAAAAGGAUCCGGAUGCCCAGCAGCAGCAGCAACAGCAGCAGCAGCAACAGCAGCAAGCAAUGACAGUGAGCGGUGCGGCGGGCGGACAAGUGCAACAGCAGGUGCAGCAAGUGCAGCAGCAAGUCCAGCAGCAGCAGCAACAGCUGCAACAUCACCAAAUCAUAGACUCGUCGGGCAACAUUACCACGGCCACGACGAGUGCUCAAGCGGCGGCUGCCGCACAGCAACAGGCGGCUGGACAGCAGCAGCAACUAGUGGCUCAAUCCGAUGGCAGCGAGAGUGGAGCUCCGCUUUCGAUUGCUCAGGUGCAGACGCUGCAGGGCCAUCAGAUCAUCGGCAAUUUGAAUCAGGUGAAUAUGACUGACUUUCAACAACAACAGCAGCAGCAACAGCAACAACAACAGCAGCAGCAACAGCAGCAGCAACAACAGCAGCAACAGCAAACACAACAGACGCUCUGAUCGGACCGAAGUCUUAGAUCCACCUUGUACUAUUCUAUACAAAUAUUAAUUUGGGUUUUUGCUAAACGCUUUAAAUAUUCUCUUUGCGGAAUGCGUAGACGAAUUCUAAAUUAGUUUUAGAAAGCCCGAAAGGCAUAUUUAGUUGUUUACCAUUUUGUUGUACAAUUUUAUGACUUUAAAUGUUGAUUUGCCCCCUACAAAUUAUUUUGUUGCUAGAUAAACGCUAAAGUGCUCUAUGGUUAUUGGAAAUUACUUGCAUAUUUUACAUACUUUAUAAAUAUUAUCAUUUUGUAUGGUGUUCCAAAUGUCCCAAUGCUAGAGGACCUCUAGUCACUUUGAAGUCCUGCAGAUCAGUAAACACCUUAAUCCAACAAGGAUCCCUUGCUCACGGUUAGAUUUUGGCCUUGAGCGAUUGCUCCUUGAUUUAAAAAAUAUGAAUUAAUUACUUAGUAUACAAUCCUUGAUGUACGAGGAUUUACUUAAGCAGCUCAAAAGUUCUUGAUCUGAUCAAAAGAGAGUUCGCUCAAGAUGGUUUCCAAAAACCUGAUUCUGUGUCUGCCCACCAACAACCACUCAAGUAAUCAAUUCGAUAUCUCUUCUUUCGUUUUUGUUUAAGAAUUAGGCGCUGUAUGUUUAAAUUGAACCAAUUUUAUAUGUAUAUUUCUUAAUUUUAAUAGUUGCAAAUUUUUCUUAAAAUUUAGAACCGUUGUAGUAGUUUAGGUAGAUGAAAUACAUUCCUGGGAAUUAUGAUUUAAUUAUAUAAAUUUGAACGAAAGGGUAUAUUUCAUCUAGCUCAACUGGUCGAAUUAUUGUUAGUCUUCUUACAUACUUAAAUAAAAUCUAAUUUUAUUUAAAACAAUUUACAAAAAAUAAGUUUAAUAAAACAAAACCUUUU
Molecule: messenger RNA, 3151 nt
Organism: Drosophila erecta
Lineage: Eukaryota; Metazoa; Arthropoda; Insecta; Diptera; Drosophilidae
Product: transcription factor GAGA
Exons: 6
Coding region: 538-2256 (572 amino acids)
Biological process (GO): regulation of transcription by RNA polymerase II
Cellular component (GO): nucleus
Molecular function (GO): protein binding
Source: RefSeq, a predicted model, not a curated record